AUGGAGCUUCCUCAACCACGUCCUUUUGGAGCCGAAGGAAGGAAACCAACCCACGACUUUCUUUCACUGUGUAACAGUCAUUCUUCAACUGUCCAACAAGAUCCAAGACCACCUUCUCAAGGUGGCUACCUCAAAACACAUGAUUUUCUACAACCACUAGAACGAGUAGGCAAAACCACUGCCAAAGAAGAAACCAACGUUGAGAUUUUGACGGUUGAAAAGCCACCGCCUCCGGCACCACCACCCUCGGUGGAGCACAUCCUCCCUGGAGGCAUUGGGACGUACAGUAUAAGCCACGUUUCUUAUUUCAACCAAAGAGUUCCAAAACCAGAGAACACAAUAUUCUCUGUAGCUCAAGCUAGUAGUUCCGAUAAAAAUGAUGAGAACUCAAACUGCAGUUCUUAUUCAGCAAGUGGAUUUACACUUUGGGAAGAAUCCACGUUGAAAAAGGGAAAGACAGGGAAGGAGAAUGUGGGAGAAAGAUCCAAUAUUACAAGAGAAGCGGCAACGAAGACGGGUCAGUCGACGACGUCAGAGAGGCCGUCACAGUCUUCAUCGAACAACCAUCGCAAUAGUUUCAGCUCUCUUUCUUCCUCACAGCCAUCAGGUCAGAAGAGUACCCAGAGCUUCAUAGAAAUGAUAAAGUCAGCCAAAGGUGGUACCUUGGAUGAUUACGUAGACGAUGAAGAAGAGUUCCUUCUUAAGAAAGAAACCCCUUCUCCUAUCCAUAAAGGGGAAUUGAGGGUAAAGGUGGACGGGAAGAGCAAUGACCAAAAGCCUAACACGCCUCGGUCAAAGCAUUCUGCUACUGAGCAACGGAGGAGGAGCAAGAUAAAUGACAGGCAUGUGUUAAUUGACUUACAUUUGGAAAACCUAAGUAUCUUUUCCUUUAAUCAGAUACUACAUAAUGUUGUUGACUUCUUGUUAGAAGGGAAGUUUCAAUUUCAGAUGUUGAGAGAGCUCAUUCCUCAUGGCGAUCAAAAGAGAGAUAAGGCAUCUUUUCUUUUAGAGGUCAUCGAAUACAUCCAGUUUCUACAGGAAAAAGUACAGAAAUGUGAAGGAUCAUACCAAGGAUGGAACCACGAACCUGCAAAACUGGUGCCAUGGAGAAACAAUAGUAGGCCUGUGGAAAGUUCUGUUGAUCAGUCUCGAGGCGUGAAUAGUGGUGCUGGCCCUGCAUUAUUGUUUGCUGCAAAGUUAGAUGAAAAAGACAUAACCAUUUCUCCUUCCAUUAUUCCUGGAGGAGCAUGGAAUCCAGUCGAAUCUGACAUGAGCUCUGCUAGUACCUUCAAUGCAAUGGAUCACCAUCCUGGGAUAACAAAUAAAGCAAUGCCAUUUCCUAUGUCACUGCAGCCAAACUUCUUCAAUCCUGGCAGGACCGCAGGUUUAGCAGCUCCGUUUCCACCCCGACUGGCAUCUAAUGCAGAGAACAUGGCAACUCAACCUCAACCUCAACCUCAAUCAUGCCAUGCCAAAUCACGUACCACUGAUGGGGCUGUUGCUAGUGAUAAGCUGAAAGAACAGGAUCUGACUGUUGAAGGUGGAACAAUAAGCAUCUCUAGUGCGUACUCUCAAGGGUUAUAUAGCUUGCUUCUGCUAGACUGGUUUUUAGCAUUCUUCAAAUCCGUGCAAGGGGAGAAAGCUUACAUGCAUACUUGUUCUGAGAUAUUGAACUCUCACCUUGAUAUCUUAGGUUCAGCAGCGUUGCCCUUGUUGCUAAAUACUUUGACACAAGCUUUACAGAGUGCUGGAGUAGAUUUGUCUCAGGCCAGCAUCUCAGUGCAGAUAGAGCUCGGAAAAAAUGGGAAUAGCAGACAAACUGCGCCAACAUCCAUUGUUAAGGAUAAUGACGUUCGUCCUAGCAAUCAAGGCACAACACGUUCAAGAGUUUCAAGCGGUGAAGAAUCUGAUCAAGCACUAAAGAAGCUCAAGACAAGUAAAAACUAG
This is a messenger RNA of Dovyalis caffra, 1947 nucleotides long. NCBI's taxonomy places the organism in Eukaryota, Viridiplantae, Streptophyta, Magnoliopsida, Malpighiales, Salicaceae. The record is from the annotation of a GenBank genome assembly.